AUGGUCACUUUUUUCCUUUUAUUUUUACCUGCUUAGUUCACAGUGCGAGCUUCCCAGCUAAUGUGAGGCAAACAGGGACGCCUGGUUAAAGCUGGUAAACCUGAACGUUGAACCUUCAACUGUGCUCUGCUGUGAGUUUAGCUGGGACCUGACAGUCACAGGUAGUAGCUACCGACCUACUAUGUCAUCUAAAGACAAUCAGGAAAAAACAAAAAAACAACUUCAUAGAUCAAUAUUUAUGAAAAGCAGAGGCAGCAGCUGCAGUGGACGCUUCAUUGUUCCUAAGACUCAUUUUUUCUUCACUGCUCUGUGUUACUUCACUUCAACUUCCCUCUUCUCCGUGGCUGCUUACAGAGGAACAACAGGACAGACUAGACCUGAUCGGUUAAUGCAUAUUCACACUCUAUGACAACACAGCUGACGACAGAUGGGCAGUCCCAUGAAAACAAUGGGCCAAUCCAAUUGGUCCUGAUCAAAGCUACAUAUAUCACACGAGGCCUGUUUGGUUUGUAAACAGUGGUUUGUGAGGCGUGCACAUUAAGGACAAGUUUGGCUUUACAGACAACACUGAUUAUCAUUCUCCGUGACACACAGAUCUUUGAUGGUUUAUCGAGGCAGAGAAAGUAUGAUGAAUUUUCUUCGUAUUGAACUGCUCUGGGCUCUGCUGUUUGUCGGAGAACUGCAGGCGUCCGUCCAUAACGACCAGAAAAACAUCACAGCUGAGUGUGGACAGAGUGUCACUCUGCCGUGUCGAGCUCGAGACAACAACAUCCCCAUCAUAGUGGUAGAGUGGAGCAGAGCUGACCUGGGCAAAGAAAGUGUCCUAAUGUACCGGGAUAAGCAGUUGGAUCCAGAUCACCAGCAUCCAUCUUUUAAGAACCGGGUGGAUCUGCAGGACAAAGAAAUGAAGGAUGGAAACGUGUCUGUGAUUCUGAAGAAUGUGACGAUUAAUGACGCUGGAACAUACGAGUGUCAUGUCUUCAGGAGAGGAACAAACCGCAGGAAGAGAGCUAAUCUGAAGACUCCCCCCAUCAGCAUCAUCACCCUGAGAGUUGAUCCUCCAGGUCAGACAGGAGAACACACAGAGGAUGGAGGGAAGGAGGAUGGAUCUGUUGGACUCGUCAUUGGCCUUUCAAUUGUUGCUGUGGUGUUUUCUGCUGCUGUUGUUCUUAUUUUGAUCUAUAGAAAACAUAAACAAUGUAAUCAGGACUCACAUCCUCCUCCUGCUGAACCACAGAUCGAAAUGUCUGAGAGUUUUCUAAACUCUGAAUCUCCUGCUGCUGAAUACAAUGACAGAAAUCACCUGGAAGCAAACAACUGCCACGAUCAAUCCACAAGGGUCCCUGAUGUCACUCUGACACUUGAGAAUGAACUACUUCAUCCUCCUCCUCAGGAAACAGUAGGACUACUUCCAGAGAGAAACAUCAGAGUGCAGUAGAUAAUGUCUGACAGCAGUUUGAAGAGGAAAUGGAUUCUGUUCUGUUCUUCACUCAUCACCUACCUGACAGCUGACACCUCACACCUGUUUCUCACCUGCAGGUCAGACAGGAGGAGACACAGAGGCUGGAAGCUGGUCUGUCAGUUUUUUGGUGUGUCUUUUUUUUUUUAACCUGAAACUAUUUUUUAACUCCUCCUUGUACUGAACAAAAGCUGGUCUUAAACUACAUUUAUAUUAUAAGCUAAUGAAAUGUUUCAUAAGUAAAAUCUGACAGUUGAGCUUUCAGAUUACUGCAGUACUAUUUAAUCUACCUCAUGCUUUAUAACCUAUUUAUUUCCCUCAUUACAAAAUGUCCAACUAAUGUUCCUUCUGCUAUCAGUUAGUGAAGCUUUAGUAGAAAAUAGAAUCAGUCUAUUUCAGCUUUAGCGCUGGAUACAUGAAAAUCUAUUUACUGUCAUUUCAUUGUUUUUAUGCUUGUUGUCCUGCUGAGUGUCAAAGAACAAACUUCACACUAAUAGAAAACAGAUCAAAUAGUCUGACAGGUGCCUCUUCAUCACAGAGGCAACACUGUGAUCAGUAAAAUUAGACGUUCAUUGUUAUUAAAUGUUCUCAUUAGUUUCUUUCUGUUUCUUUAUUGUAUUGAUAAAUUAUUACACAUAAUUCUCAGUAAUUAUACCAAAACCUAAGAGCAGAAUACAAACAGACCAUGAUACAUUUUUCAGGGAUCCUCAGCUGCCAGAAGCAAAUCUGAAAAGAUCAUAAUGUUUAAUAUUCUGUAAUUGAUCAGAAAUGCUCAAAUAAUGAGGAAAUAAAUGAUGUCAAAGUUAA
Oreochromis aureus is the source of this 2266-nucleotide messenger RNA. Its product is annotated as sodium channel subunit beta-3-like. The record is from RefSeq and is a predicted model, not a curated record. Gene Ontology annotation, cellular component: external side of plasma membrane. The coding region runs from base 602 to 1438 and encodes 278 amino acids. The transcript has 3 exons. NCBI's taxonomy places the organism in Eukaryota, Metazoa, Chordata, Actinopteri, Cichliformes, Cichlidae. Gene Ontology annotation, biological process: T cell costimulation; positive regulation of T cell proliferation; cellular response to lipopolysaccharide.